Messenger RNA from Coniophora puteana RWD-64-598 SS2, 546 nucleotides. RefSeq lists its product as uncharacterized. The record is from RefSeq and is a predicted model, not a curated record. The coding region runs from base 1 to 546 and encodes 181 amino acids. The transcript is spliced from 4 exons. Lineage: Eukaryota; Fungi; Basidiomycota; Agaricomycetes; Boletales; Coniophoraceae.
AUGAAGGGUGCUAUGCGAGAGCUCAAUGUACCUGACCUCCCUCUUCCCCACGAGAUCUCGAAGCUUCGAGUGGUCGAGACGUGUAUCAGGAAUACACUCAACGCUGUUAGAUGCAGCCUCAAGGGCCAAGUUGAGAAGUCAUUAGAACCUGGUGCAACCACUCAAAAUGUUGCUGAGCUUACGAUGGCUGCUCUGGGGACGUCUCGGAUCAAGGCCACUCUGCAGCACUACAUGCGAUUUGCGUUCUUGAGGUGGGUUUCUACUUCUUACCCCGACGCCAGCGAACAGUAUUGGAUCAAGGUCGACGAGAAGCUCCUCUUUGCGAGAAGCAAAUACCAGUCAGCAACCGACCUUUCUGUGUUCUUUACAGCAAUCUAUAAUAACGACGUCCAGAAACACGGCAAUCCCACCAGCACUCAUCACACUGUUGUCGCUCCCAACAAGAUCUCCGAGUUCCAGAGUGUUCUCAACCGUCAUGCCGGUCUCGUUGUGCCGCCCCCACCCGAGGAGGAGUCUUCGAAGAAGAGAAAGCGCAACAAGGCUUAG